AUAAAAAAAUAGGAUGUACUCAAAAAUAUAAAACAUAACUUUAUUAUGUGUUACAAGACCUUUCAACGUUUUUUGUCAAGUAUUAUAAUUUUUUAAUCCAUUUCAACGAUAAUGAGUUUUUAUUAUGACUACAUAACAGCAUUUCGAGGCGUUGAACAAGCUUCGCUUCGUUCGGAUUGAGGUCGCUUCGAUAUACACCGCCAUCUUACGUCCACCGUGUCAACUUGUGUUGGAUAUGGUGCAGUAAUUUCGUGAAGAUUGUGACGAAAGCGAGUUAUCGAAAUAUAAACUUUUCUGUUUGUGUGAUUAUUGGGCAUCGAAUGCCGCGCUUAAAUGAGCAAUAAUAUGAGAAACUAAAUAGCAACAAUGUCUGACGUGAAGCAAGUGAAAGUUGAUAACUGGGGGAUAUAUUUCCUCCAGAGGUUGAAACACUUCUUUAAUCAAACGGACUACUGUGACCUGACGCUGCAAUUUCAAGAUAAUGCCCAGCUGAAAGUACACCGGCUUGUGCUUAGUGCUUGCACUGAGUACUUCGAGAUCCUAGAACGAACAUGUGAAAUGUACGAAGAUUGCCUGGUGAUGCCGGACGACCUGCAGGCCGACGUUGUGGUGCCUAUAGUGAACUUCAUGUACACUGGUCAUCUAGAAUUUAGAAUGGACUUGUUAGAGAGGUUAUACCAAACAUCUCAAAUUCUCAAUAUGCCUGUCCUUGGAAAACUUCUCGAGUCACAUCGCAAUUUGGCGCCGAAAGCUCCUACACCUGCACAUAGCUACAGUGUGAGAAGGUACACUAAAAACACUGAAUCUAAACCAAGUAAAUCAUCCACACCAUCUAAUGAAACUACUCAUAAACGCUCCUAUAGUAAGGCUUUUGAUAAUAAUGUGGUUUAUCGAGAGAAAAAGUCUUAUCAAUCUACCUCCAAAAGUGAAAGUAUGCUGAACAGUUCAUAUCAUAUACCUUCUCCAUCAGUGGACAUAGGAAGUGGAAGUUCAAGUCAGAAAGCACCUGUGGAUGAUUCUCGGCCAACAAGGUAUGAGAUUCCAGAAGAGCUUGAUUCAGAUAAUGUUUUUAAUAAUUCAUUCUGUAGUAUAUCAUACACUUCACAACCAUUGAUGGUACAUCCUGAAACAGUGAAACGAUACUCAUCGAAGAGAUCAGGAAUAUUCAAUGAUGAUUCAAGUUCUAAGAAAUUAAUUACUGGCAUGUCUACAGUUGAUAUUGUGGAGUGCAAAAGAAUUACUAAAGAUGAUGAUAUAUUUGAUGUUAGUGUACCCGAUCAUCACUUGAAUGAUGAAACAGAGAUGUUCCAGCCAACAUACAAUGAACCUGUUAAAGAUUCCAACCAGCUGUUUGAUCAGAUUCUCGACAAUAAUGAUAGUGGUCCUAAAGUAACCAUAGAAACCAAGGAUAGUAAGGCGGCAUCAAACUUAGACCAUGCAAGAAUAAUCAGUGAAGUCCUCAAAAAGUAUCCUCAUCUAGUUAAAAGUAACAAAAAUAUAAAACUUAAGAUUCUUGACCCCGCUCCUGGCAAAGGCAAGAAACAGCAGAAGCCAACUCCAAUUGUUGAUGAAAAACCAAUUAAAGUAAAGCAAAACUUAGAUCGUAAUGAACCAGACUACACUUAUGAAACUGAUGUACUUGAUUCAAAACAAGCUGCAAAACUUAUUGCUUUAGGCGCUGAAAAUAUCAAAGGUCCUUGGAUUUGCCUUAUCUGUGGCACCCCGGGGAAAGCUUUGCAUUUUUCUACUUAUUACAAAUUUCGUCGUCAUUUAGUAGAGGUUCACAAUGAAAAACCAGUUUCUAAUAUUUGUGAAUACUGUGGUCUCAAAUCAUUGAAGAGAAACUACUUGCUGCAUCACCUUUAUUCUCAGCAUGGUGUAGAACCACCACCUCAGUAUCACUUCCCUAAAUGUAAUCAAUGUAGUUAUAUUGCAUUAACUGAAGGUUUUCUUGUAAAACACAAAUUGACUCAUAAAGACAUCAGGAACUUCCGCUGUAAUGUUUGCCCUGCAACAUUUUACUCAUCAAAUCAACUUCUUACUCACAUUCAGAACACUGGACACAAGUAUAGUGCCGACAAGAAAACUAACAACCAGUGUAUUUACUGCCUCAAGGUGUUCUUGAGAGAAUCCAAUUUGUAUGCACAUAUUAAAACACAUCACAGGAAAGCAGCUAAGGUGGAUUGUAUUAUUGAAGACUCUGAUGAGGAGAAAACUGACAUAGUAACACCAAAAGUGAAAGGUAUCAAGUUUGAACCAAGCACCAGCUUUGACACUGAAUAUGAAGAAGUUGAUUUACAAUAUCCAGUCCAACAAAAACCUAUUGUUGAGACACCAGUUGUAACAAGAAAACAACAUAAGACUACCUCAGCUACCCCUAACUCUAACACAAGACAAAAGAUACUAAAUACUAGUUUUGACAGCCCAGCAAAACCAGCUGUGAAAGCAAAUGUAAAGCCCACUAAAAGUAGAGAGCCUGUGCACAAUGAUUUAUUCCAAGACAUCAAAGUUAACACUCAAGAGGAGGAAAUAGUUUUAAUAGACGAUAAUGAAUACAUAGUGAAAGAUCAUCAACUCAUUCCCAGAAAACAGAAAUCAGUAACUAAUGAUUACAUUUUAGCGGACAUUGUGCCAUCUACUGUACUGCAGCCUGUUCAACAAACAUCUGUACAGUACACAAAUGUGCAAAAUUCACACAUUGAAGAAAAUGCACCACAGCAAGCCAGUAUGGUUAUUAAGAAAACAGCAAACAUCAAUCAGCCCAUACAGAUUGUUGUAUCAAAUGAGGAAGAGUACAAAGCUUUAAUGGCUUCCAACCAUCCCAUCAUAUUUGAUAAUGGUGAUACCAACAAAACACUUACAGUAUUAACUGCACCCCACCAUGAACAAGUAGGAACGAGUACCAUAGACUUGGAUACCACCCAGUCAAGUGAAAUGAUGAUUAUUCCAGAAGAAUAUCCAUUAAAUGUCAAUGAAGCAGUUACGUCUGAGAAUUCCAAUAUUGUAGUUGUUUACAGCCAUCCAGUUGAUCAAAAUAAACAAUAUCAAAUUAUCACAACUGGAGGAAUUGGUACACAAUUUGUACAAUCUUCAGCCAUCAUAACACAAAAUUAUGAAACUGUAACUACCUCAACAGCACUGAUGAGUGCGCAUUGCUUAGGGACACCUGUUGAACAGACGUGGCAAAAUAAUGUUGAAGGUAUUGAAGGCCAACACAUUGAAAUGGCUUCAGAAACAGAAAUACGAACUAUACACAGUCAUGAUACACAAGUAGGAAAUAUUGCGUCUGUUCCAACUGAAGAUAAUAAUGCUGAUUUAGGAGGACUUCCAGAAAUUGAUCUAGCUCCUAAUGGACCAAAAUUACUAUGCACACAAGAAAUAACAACUAAUGUUACUCCAAGCCAAUCCGAUACUGUACAUUCUGACAAACCAGUAGAUCAACAGGUUAAAGAGAAAGCUCAAUACAUGCCUCAGGAAAAAAAGAAGAUUGAGAGAAGAAUCUCAACUAUAGAAACAUCAUGUGAAAACAUAAAUACUAGUAUACCAACUCAGCAAGAGCUUGUGGACACCCAAGUUCAAAUUCAAGAAACAUUAGUACCUGCUUUACCUUCUAAUAAUGAAGCCAUGAGUGUUGAAGAACAAAUAAUGGCAGCUGAAACUGUGAAUGAAUCUAUUGUAAUGACAGAAAAUGAGCCAACAACAACAGAAAGUCUAUUACAGGCUUUAACAAAUGAUGAUGAAGUAGUACCUACAGCAGCUGAAACUAUAGUAGCACCGAUGGAGACUGAUAGUGUGGAUCAGCAAGUGGUAGCAGUUAAUGAAGUUCAGCCUAUGGAGACUGAAAUACAGACAAUAGAAUCUGAGAUGCAGCACAUGGAAGAAGCAGAGAUAGAGACAAUUGAGACUGAGAUACAGACAAUAGAGACUGAAAUACAGCAGAUGGAAACUGAAACAGUGGAAGUACCAAUGGCAGCUGACACUGUAAUACAAGCACCUGUAGCUGAAAGGGAAGCGACUUCUGUUCACAACGAAAUUGUUCCAGAACAAGAUACCACUAUUAAUACUGGUACUGUUGUAGAAAGUACUGAUAAUGCACAAAUAGACAACAUUAGUAUAACAGAACACCAGCAAGAUAAUCAACAACCCAUUGAAUCACAAGCAUAUGAUGACAUUGUUGGAAUAACCCAGAGCAACAAUGUGGAUGCUACCUUUGCUAAAGCAGAAGAAAAAAUACAGCGCUUAACCUCGGAAUGGUCGGAAGAUGAGUAUGAUGUCGUUGAGAGGAAUACUAGUCAACCUGCUGAAAAACUCCCUGGCGAAGCCCUGCAGGAACAGGCUGUUUUGUCAGAACCUGAGAUAGAGGAAUCAAUAGAAAAUAUUCAAGAAGAAAUGAAAAAGCAAUUAGCUGCUGCUGCAGAAGCAACUGAUGUGGGGACAGAAGAAAGUGCUAGUUCUGUGCCUGAAGAAGACUCCUUAAGCCAAGAAUUGCAACUACCUCCAUAUAGUGAAUCCCCAGUUAAUAUAGUGCUACCUGAUCCACAAGCCCAACAGAAAAUAUCAUCGCUACUUAAUGAUUGGGAGGACAAUGAUUCUCAAGAAGAAAUUGCUGUUCAAGAGAAUGUGCAGCAAACUGACACUGACAGUGGGGAUGCUGCUAUUUGUUUACCAACUCCAGAAGAACCCAUACUGCCAAUAGUACCAAUUCCUAAUAAUGACAAUAUUAAAAGCUUAGUCAGUGACUGGGAUGAUGAUGAUGAAGAAAGUAAAGAUUAAACUUAUCAUUAAAUCAUGUUAAUUAAGUACUGUGACCAGAUAGUAGUGCAAUUAGUGUUAAUCUCAUUUUUCACAAAAUAUUUAAACAAUUAAAUGGUUAUACUUCCAUCUACCUACUUACAUUCUUUUGAAUGGUUUCAUAGGUAUUUAAUUACUUAGUUAUAAGUAGUACUGUUAGUUUUUUAAGAAUAUAGUUAUAUCAUGUAAAAAGCAAUGAAUUGUUUACAUGAUGAUGUGUAGGUAUUUAAUUAUUGUAACAUGACAUAAUAUCUGAUGUUUAAGAGAUAGUUAUUUUAUACACCAAUGAGCAUAGGGAAUGUUUUAUAUCAAUGCUUUGAAACUAUGCUGUAACAAUUUGUUAGGUGGCAAGGCCCCAUUUGUAACUGCUUUAGCUACCUUUUUCAUCCUAUGCAUAUGUAGUAUAUCUUUUUUUUUUAAGUUGUUUUAUUAUCAAAUAGGUAAUCCUUUAGACUGGCAAUAUGUUAUCUCCGAGAUGCUCUUGUGUGCUUGUCUCGUCAAUAGUUUUUUUUCUGUUACGCAAGAUGUAUUUCAUGUUAUAUUAUAAAACUAUACUAAACAGAUACGACUAUACGAGUAAAUAAAAAUUGUAAAAACUU
Trichoplusia ni (cabbage looper) is the source of this 5390-nucleotide messenger RNA. RefSeq names its product centrosome-associated zinc finger protein CP190 (gene Cp190). Gene Ontology annotation, molecular function: DNA-binding transcription factor activity, RNA polymerase II-specific; protein binding; RNA polymerase II cis-regulatory region sequence-specific DNA binding. Gene Ontology annotation, biological process: regulation of transcription by RNA polymerase II. The coding region runs from base 367 to 4773 and encodes 1468 amino acids. The record is from RefSeq and is a predicted model, not a curated record. Gene Ontology annotation, cellular component: nucleus. The transcript is spliced from 2 exons. NCBI's taxonomy places the organism in Eukaryota, Metazoa, Arthropoda, Insecta, Lepidoptera, Noctuidae.